Aspergillus tanneri is the source of this 576-nucleotide messenger RNA. It is a transcript of the gene BET3, whose product is annotated as TRAPP complex core subunit BET3. Gene Ontology annotation, cellular component: cytosol; TRAPP complex; cis-Golgi network membrane. Lineage: Eukaryota; Fungi; Ascomycota; Eurotiomycetes; Eurotiales; Aspergillaceae. Gene Ontology annotation, biological process: endoplasmic reticulum to Golgi vesicle-mediated transport; intra-Golgi vesicle-mediated transport. The record is from RefSeq and is a predicted model, not a curated record. Bases 1 to 576 code for a protein of 191 amino acids. The transcript is spliced from 5 exons.
AUGUCUACCACAAAAGCCUUAAGGAUCGGAGAAGAGCUAUGGAAAACGAGAGUUGACAAGGUCAAUGCGGAGCUGGUGACUUUAACAUAUGGAACAAUCGUUGCACAACUAUGUCAGGACUAUGAUGGGAACUAUCAAGAAGUGAAUAAGCAGUUGGACAAAAUGGGAUACAAUAUUGGCAUGCGGCUUAUUGAAGACUUCCUCGCCAAGUCGGGCGUUGGCCGAUGUGCCAAUUUCCGGGAAACAGCGGAUAUGAUCGCCAAGGUCGGGUUCAAGAUUUUCCUCAAUGUUACCCCCACUGUUACGAACUGGACCAGUGAUAAUAACCAGUUUUCACUUGUCUUUGAUGAGAAUCCUUUGGCCGACUUCGUGGAGCUACCGGAUGAUGGAAGAGCGCAGGACGAGCUGUGGUUUUCCAAUAUUUUGUGUGGUAUUUUAAGGGGAUCGUUGGAGAUGGUACAAAUGCAAGUCGAAGCACAUUUUGUUAGCGAUAUGCUGCGCGGGGAUGACACGACGGAGAUGCGGGUAUCACUAGUGAGAUAUAUCGAGGAUGAAAUGCCCCCAGAGGAAGAAUAG